GUUUGAAGGAGAAUAAACAUGGCGGCUGUGUGUGACUCAUACGGUGUGGUGUAGUGCAAACUGCUAUAACGUAUGUGAUCGUACACUGGAAAUGCGGACACGGAUAAUCAACCUCAGCGUGUUUCAGUGAUCGCAUACGUCAAAGCAUGUCCACGAAGACGGGGCAGCCCCUUUUACUUCUCCCUCCACAUCCGUAAUGCAACUUGGCCUUGUACCAGACACUUCAAGCGAAAUCCGCCAUGGAAGAGAAACGUGUGGCGGACUACUUUGUGGUUGCGGGACUUCCGUCGGACCCGAAGCCCCUGGAGCAGGAAGCCACUGCCGAAUGUCACACGUCUCGUGCUUCAGAAGGCCUAUUACCAAUCACAGACUUGGCGGUGAUAAUUCGAAGCCAAGGCGAAUCGGCGCCCACGGGGUUUGUCUGCAUUGAGAACACUCCGUCGGGUCUUCCGGCGGAUCUCAAUCAUGGUAGUCUCAGGAGUCCAAGCAUAUUUCUAUGUUAUCGUCGGGGAAGGGAUAAGCCACCUUUGGUGGAUAUUGGGGUAUUAUAUGAAAACAAGCAGCGCAUCUUGCCCGACAGUGAGAUUCUGAAGAAGACUCCUUACGGCCGUUCUGCGAAUGUAAAUAACAGUGGAUCACGGACCUUCCUGACAUAUCGUCGUGCACAGGAAAAUGCUCCUUGCAAUCAACUUGUUGUGACGGAUAUUUGUGUCAUCUUAGCAAACAAGGGCGAAACGCCACCACAUGCCUUCUGCAAGAUUGAUCGCAAUCUUAACAAGGGCAUGGUUGGAUCAGACAUAUUCCUCUGCUACAAAAAAUCUACGAAUAGACCUGAUCUCAUCUCCUAUGAACCGGCAAUUUUGGAUCGCUUCCCAAGGGAUAACUACAGCAGUUUCCCACUACCUGAACAAGUACCACUGUUUUGCUUGCCCAUGGGUGCCACAGUGGAAUGUUGGCCAACCAAAGCUCAAAGACCAUGGCCCACAUUUUCAACGUUUGUCCUUACUUUGGGAUCUGCUGAAAAGGUCUACGGUGCUUCUAUCACUUUCUAUGAAAGAUUCCCAGAUUCAAAUCUCACGGCAUCACAGAGGAAGAAACUAAAUUAUGAACCGUCUGAUGACAAAGUUGUGUACGCAAACAAGUCAAUCUGCCUCUUUUCUCACUGGCCGUUUUUUCGGACAUUUGAGCGUGUGCUUCGGUUCCUCUACAAGUUGUCACUGCGAGAAUCUAGGCCCGUACCCGUUGAGAGAUAUAUUUCUCACUUUAUGCUGGACAUACCAUUCCCAUCUGUACAGCGUCCAACAAUAUGGAUCCAGUUGGAGGAGGAGCACGUGUCAUUGUCGCAGUUUGAAGACACACCACUGCCACUGAGUGGUGCUUCAUUCAGAGAGUUGCUGAAGACUCUCGGCCCAGACAACUGCUUGUGUGUUCUCCUUCUGGUGCUUACCGAGCAGAAGAUGCUGUUUCAUUCUUUAAGGCCAGACGUUCUAACAAGUGUUGCGGAAGCGGUAGUUGCUCUCAUCUUCCCAUUUCACUGGCAAUGCCCAUACAUUCCACUCUGCCCUCUUGGCCUCUCUGACGUGUUGAGUGCCCCUCUUCCGUUCAUUGUCGGUGUGGACUCCAGGUACUUUGACAUGUAUGACCCACCCCAUGAAGUGGCAUGUAUCGAUUUGGAUACAAAUACUAUCUUCAUAAAUGAGGAGAAAAGCUUUUUGAGUGUGAAGCUCUUGCCAAAGAAACCAGCUAGGACGCUGCGUAACAACUUGCAGUCACUGUACGAGAAAGUAUGCCUCUAUGAGACAAACGCGGCAAACAUUGCACCACGGAAUUGCACUGGUGACAUUGUACCUUUUGACAGGGACAUUGUUCUUCACAAGAAGGAGCGUCGCCUGGAACUUGAGAUUCAGGAAGCAUUCCUCAGGUUCAUGGCAGCAUUGCUAAAGGACUUCCGUACCUACCUGAGACCCAUAACGUCAGCUCCGAAACCUGGCAUUACAGAUCCUAACUCACUUUUUGAUCUUCAAGGAUUUUUGAAAAGUCGUGACAAGAAUUAUCAUCGCUUCUACUCUAUGAUGAUGCAUACACAGAUGUUUAUCCGCUUUAUCGAGGAGCGAUCUUUUGUGUCCGACAAGGACGUGAGCCUGGCUUUCUUUGAUGAGUGUGCUGAACGAGUUGACACUGCUGGAGAAUCUUCAGAACACCUUCUUCUUGAGGUUGCUGGGUCGUCCCACAACCACGAACACACUGUGUUCAUUUCUCCCCCGGAACAGUCACCUGGGUGGGAAAGUGCACCCCAUAAGCCCUUCCAAGGCUUUGAUAAUCUGGACAUCACCCAGUAUCACAAGCACCCCGCAGUGUCCCUUCUGAAUGUACCGCCCGAGGGGCAGACAGCCUCUUCAAGCCCCAUGGCAAGGCGCACCAAACAGGAAGUGAAGUUGGCUCGCAAGGCUGCCAAGAAACAAGCAGAAAUUCCUCUUAUGUGGGCUAAGUGUUUGGCAGGAACAUGUUACAGUGUGUGGUUCAUGCACCUGCCAGCUUACUCCAAGACUUUUACAUCCCGGCCAAAGGCCCUCAGAGUAGCUGAUGAAGUACUCCAUCGAAUGCAGUUACUCAAGCUGCCCGCUCCGGAUGAGGUGUCAUAUCGCGUGCUGAUGCUGAUGUGUGGUCAGUACAAUCAACCGGCGCUGGCAGUUAAAAUUCUGUUCGACAUGAAGAAGAACGGCAUCCAGCCGAAUGCUAUCACCUAUGGAUACUACAAUAAAGCAGUCCUUGAAUGUCCGUGGCCAACAGGUGACAGCCACCGAUGGGCCCAGCUACGCAAUGUCGUGCUGGCUGUGUCCCAGUUUAAACAAAACCUGGUGCGACGACAGGGAGAACGGACAAGUGUAGCGAGCAGUCGUACCAGUCUGGAGGAGCCCAGUUCCACCCGGGUUUCACUGGACCACACAGCGACAGGGCAGAUGUUUCCGGAGCUCUUGGCCAGGACAGAUGACAGAGGUGGGCAUUCUGACACCGGUUAUAGCUCUGCCAAUCACGAAGACUCUGCCAAGUCAUCCUCGCAUUCAAGCGGUUCGUAUGCAACGGAAGGUUCCCAGGAAUUCUCUGGGCCUGCAUUUCGAGAGUCUGCAGUAUCUAGUCGUAACGAAAAGUGUAACGGCGCUGCGCGGAGCCUCCGCUUUGAUGAGCUUGACUUCUCGGAGUCCGAUCAAUUCCGCAGCAGGGUUGGCAGCAUUGUUCGAAGCUCUGCCGGUGCAUACGUCAAUGGUGGAUCUCUUGAUGACCUUAUGGUGGCAUCAGCGGGAGUGCUGUUCGCCAGUGAAGCAAUGCGUCAACCAGACACCUUUCUGCGAAGCAGCACAGCGCUGCGCUCAGCGGUUCAGCGACGUCGCAGACAUCGAAGUGCAGGCAUGGGAAACGGGAACCUGUCUGUUGAGAACGAAAAUGGAACAAAUAGCUCACGUGCUAUGUCGGAACGUGAACCCAGUCGCCAGUUUGUGAGAUCUCUGAGCUUUGGAGGGGAGAAUCAAUCACGAGAACGCCGAGGCAGUGGUGCGAAGCUAGAUGAUACUCGACUCACGCCUCUAGUGGAAGCCACUUCGCCCGGUGAACACGUGGAAACAGCUGAGACUGAUGCAGUGGAUGGCACAGUAGAAUCUGUGGAAGAUGUUGUAGUAGCAGUGACAUAUGAAGAAGAAAUGGAAAACGGAAAAGAGAGCGUGGAACAAGCACCACCCGAGGCAAUGCAAUCGCAGGAAUUCGCGCCACAUCAUAAGCCCACACCUGGUCCUCUUUCUCCCCCGUUACAUUCCAACGUUAGAUCGUCAAGUGCAUCACCUACAAACCUGGCACGCACUUUUGAACAGUCUAAAGAACUUUUCUCCGCAACAUUCAGUCCACUGAAAGACGCUUGGCAACAGCUAGACAUAUCUAGUGCGGCUGCUUCUUUGACGUCGUCUUUGGGACUCAAGACUCGCAAGUUUUCUCUUGGAUCUCACCGCAUGGUAUCUCGAAGCUCCACCUUUCAUCAGGGAGGUGCGACCCGCGAAAAGGCUGCUUCGGCCCGCUCCUCUCCGGCCCGGUCGACAUCACAAAUGGAGAGUUUGGCGGAGCAGGCCCAGCAAGAAUCUCCAUCUCCGUUACCACGUCCCUCAGUAGUCAGUGCCAAACCAGGCCUGUCACGAUCGUCAACUCUUCCGUAUUCGCCGCGGCGCCGCUACGUCCCACCAGCUGUGUCGAAAGAGGCACCCCCAGGAGGGGCCACUACAGGAAGUACUAAUGGCACACCAGCAUCAAUCCAGGCUGAUGCUUCCUUUGCUAUACCCAAGUUGUCGGCGAAGCAUUCUGAGUACAUCAUUGACACAUUCAAGUUUGCUGCUCUCAGCAUGGCCUCAAGGCUGACAGAAAUCAAAGAAUCUCUGUCGACGUCGAAUACACCAACACGCAGUAUGUCUAGCUCUCUUCCACGAGGGUUUGACCAACUGUUGCUGGACGACGAAGACCGCGGUAGUUCAUUUUCAUUGGAAUCCAGCCGCAGGCAGAGUACAGACACCCUUUCUCGUGGUGAAGGUGACGUUGGCGAAGAUGGCGUCGAUGCCUUGCUCAGGGAUGGUCCUGGCACUCCUCUCCAUACUUACGGAAGCAUGCCAUCUUUUCUGACCCAACUGACUCAAAACUUGGACAGUCUGGAUGCUGGAGACAAACAGCGGGUGGCAUUAGACAUCAUUAUAACAUCCUGCUCUCAGUGUAACAACUGCCGAUCAUUGCUCUAUGAUGAAGAAAUUAUGGACGGAUGGGCAGCGGAUGACUCCAACCUCAAUACUAGGUGCUAUUUCUGCAAUGCAACUCUGGUUCCCCUGUUAACGGUGAAGAUUAAGGAUUACCGUGUUGAAGACCUAAAGGACGGACGUAUGAGUUCAGCACAGUCAACAGACAGCAUCCAGAGUGAACCACCCUUUGCCCACUCCCCUCAGAUUGUCAAAAAUGUCACCUACGAUGGUCAAACUGGAGACGGCGGUCUGCAGUCCCCUCAGUCGCCUCAGCCCCCUGACGUUAUGUCACGUCCAAGCAGCAUAGACAGCGGCAACGAUACGUUCCUCCUUUUCGAGGAAAGCCCCGAUGCAGAAAAGAAAGAAGCUACGGGAGGUUCAUGUUCAGAGACUCCCCUAGGAAGUCCCAAGCGUGUGGACGAUGGUUUCGCGUCUGGUGCACCGGGCAGCCUAACUGAGGAAGGCUCGGCGCUGAGGCAUUUGUCAGAACCUGUUGACAUUCCUGUGGUUACGCAGACAAGCACGGAUGACCUGAUGACUAUGGAUAGUCCACCUAGAUCUGUACCAAUGGCAGAAUUAAGCAGUCCGACUAGCACCCCAGCUCCGCCUGCAACCAGCCUUCCGGCUCAGAGGGUGCGCAAAACUGGAGCGACGGCUGUGAUGUCAGCCGUUCCACAACUUCUUGGAAACUUAUGCGAAAAGCAAAGGAGCACAAGCACACCUGCGAUUCGGAUGGGACCUGGAGUCCUGCAAAGGCCUGUGUGCCCACUUUCUCCACUGGCAAGUGCGUUCGGCCCAUCUGUGUCACUGGAACCCCUAACUGUGCCCUACCUAAGCCCCCUUGUGUUGAGAAAAGAGGUAGAAAAUGUUCUUGAGCAUGAAGGUGAUGACUGCAUGCUCAGUGCCACUUUUGUCGACCAGCACCCAAUCAUCUACUGGAACUUGAUUUGGUAUUUCAAGAGACUCAGUCUUCCUAGCCACCUUCCUCAGCUGAGUCUUGAGGCACCACAGCUACAUGGCAACAGACAGAUUCCUGAUGCCUGGCAAGGAACAGAAGGAAAAGCCAUCAAUGUGAUUUGUUGCUGGGACAAUCCCAAGCUGCAUGCAGACAUGGUACCUCCCAUGUACAGGCAGCUGCGGAAAGCAAGUGUGUCACCCUUGGUGAAGUCUCUGGUCACAGAAGACAAGAAAAGCGUUACCGAGCAAGUACUGGCAUGCGUUCAGCAUGGGAACAUCAAGGAAGCAGUCCAGCUGCUGCUGAGGGAACGUCAGAAGACACGAACUGCGUCUCGUAGGCCGAGUCUCUACAGGGACAUCUUGUUCCUGGCAAUUGCUGUGUUGGGACGUGAGACUAUUAACCAGAGGUCCUUCGACAUUGAGUACUGGAAAGCUUACGACGAGCUCAUACCAACGAAGAGGACCACACUGUACAAAAGCGACAAAUAUCCGUCUCUACGUGCCAUGAUGUGCCGCAAGUUUUUCCGCGAACUAGAACUACGCCCUACCACGUGAUCACUAGCUGCGCGAUAUUGGCUGCACAUCUUUUCUUUUUUACUGUGUGAAUAUUGAUGAGGGAAGCAUUGUACAGGACUCUACCCAUAGCUGUUCCUUAUCAUCCUGGUACCGACACAUGAGUCGUCGUACAAAAUCGAAAUCAACCGCAGGACGUGGCCGCAGCUCUGCAUGCGCUCUCAGCGUGUAAAAAUUACUAAUGUAUAAUGGUGUACAUAUAUGGUGUUUAUUCACGCAGCAGUUCUUCGUAGCUCUCAAAUUGGUGUUCAUUUUAUGUAGCAGGCUAAUCUGGCAUUUGGUUUCUCACAAAUCCCAGCAAUUGGGACAUCCACGUAGGAAAACUGCACUGUUACGACCAUGCACCUUCUGUGGACGUAGGUUUUAAAUUUGCCAGAGCCCCCCGCAUUGGCAGUGCCGAUUUUGCGUGUCCUUCAGACCACUGUACAUAACCUGUAUAAAUAGUAGUGUAUAUAUAUAUAUAUAUAUAUAUAUAUAGCAGUUUUAUAUAGCUGUUUUAGUGGUGCUAUUUCUGUGUGUCUUGCCGAGUAGCACUUGUGUUUUAGGAAGUUGUUCAGUUACGUUUUCCUGACUGAAAUCAAAGCUAAUGAGGGCCGCUAGAGGCGUAUUUGUAUUGUAUUUCUACUUGAUGUACCACCUCUUUCCGUGGUGUUCUGCUACUGCAUAUCAUUUACAUGCCCCCAUGAGUUAGGCAGUUGUCGAGCUUUGCCAAGUUCACACUUCAUUAUGUGCAUGAACGUGUCCAGAUCACUUAGCUAUACUUGUUACAGCUGUUAUAGUGCCCACAUAAGAUGUGUUGGCAGUGUUGUCCCACCAUGUUGCUUUCUACAGAGGUUUUUGAAGCUAAUAUCUUUGAAAAGAAUUAGUAGCAUUGUACAUACUACGAUUUAGUGCUGGCCCUUGCUUGGUAACAGUAAGUGUGAGCAUGUAAGUGCUUGGGGAAAAUCAGUUAUAUCUUCAUCUUGAUCUUGGUUGUUGUUUUAUUUCAGAUACAGGUGGGGAUUGUUUUAAAAGUAUAUUAGGUGUACAAAUAUGAAAAAUUUUGCGUUCUGGAUUUUGUCUAACAAGUAUACAAUUAAAACAAUUAAAACAGUC
Ornithodoros turicata is the source of this 7391-nucleotide messenger RNA. RefSeq names its product DENN domain-containing protein 4C-like (gene Crag). Gene Ontology annotation, molecular function: protein binding. NCBI's taxonomy places the organism in Eukaryota, Metazoa, Arthropoda, Arachnida, Ixodida, Argasidae. The coding region runs from base 240 to 6278 and encodes 2012 amino acids. The record is from RefSeq and is a predicted model, not a curated record. Gene Ontology annotation, biological process: regulation of Rab protein signal transduction. The transcript has 39 exons. Gene Ontology annotation, cellular component: cytoplasmic vesicle.